CAGAUGAUGGAUAAUGUUUCUGCUGUCACAAUGUUUACUCUUUCAGGUUUAGAUUUUACACCGGAACAAAAAAUUGUCCUCUUCUUGCUGACUUUACUGUGGUACUUUAUGAUUCUUUGGGGAAAUGUUGCUCUUAUUGUUGCUAUUAUCAUGGAUAAAAACCUCCAUCAGCCUAUGUAUAUUUUUCUGUGCAAUCUAUGCAUCAGUGCCCUGUAUGGAACUGUUGGUUUUUACCCUAAAUUCCUUCUGGAUCUUGUGUCUUCUCAUGUCAUCUCUUAUGCUGGAUGCAUGCUUCAAGGUUUUGUAAUACACUCAUCAACAUGCAGUGAUUUUUCUAUCCUUGCUCUGAUGGCGUAUGACAGAUAUGUGGCAAUAUGUCAACCUCUAGUUUACCACUCAGUUAUGACAAAACAGAGAGUGGCCAUAUUAGUUUUUUUAUCCUGGCUUUUACCUCUUAAUUGUAUGUUUAUGAACACGUCAACGUUAUUAGGAGUGAGGUUAUGUGGCUCACACAUCAGCAGGAUCUACUGUGUUAACUGGAUGAUUCUAAAGCUUGCCUGCUCACCACCCAUAGCAAAUUCUGCAGUCAGUUAUUUUAAUAUGCUCUUUUAUUUUGGACAUUUUGUGUUCAUUCUGUGGUCUUACACAUACCUGAUAAGAACAUGCAGAACCUCUAAGGAGAACCGGACCAAGUUUAUGCAGACAUGCUUGCCACAUUUACUUUCUCUAAUCAUUUUUACCACAGCUGUGCUUUUAGAUUUACUGUAUAUGAGAUUUGGGCAAAUUGGUUAUUCUCAAAACCUCUAUAACUUCAUGGCAACUGAAUUUCUGCUCAUUCCUCCAAUUGUGAAUCCAAUUAUAUAUGGAUUUAAACUCACCAAAGUCCGCAUUAAAAUUUUAAAUGUAUUUCAUAUUAAAAAGAAAGGUGCAAAGUGUAAAUCUGUGACUUUUUAA
Molecule: messenger RNA, 954 nt
Organism: Centropristis striata (black sea bass)
Lineage: Eukaryota; Metazoa; Chordata; Actinopteri; Perciformes; Serranidae
Product: olfactory receptor 5F1-like
Exons: 1
Coding region: 4-954 (316 amino acids)
Biological process (GO): G protein-coupled receptor signaling pathway
Cellular component (GO): membrane
Molecular function (GO): G protein-coupled receptor activity; olfactory receptor activity
Source: RefSeq, a predicted model, not a curated record